AUGGCAGAAGAUCUUUAUGAUUCCACUAUAGAAUAAAAUAGCAAAUUAUUGGAAUAAGGCAUUCCUACCAAUAAUCGUUCUACUGAUUGUUUUGUUUCUUGAUGCUAUUAGAGAAGUGAAGAAAUACUCAGCUGCACAUGGAACUGAAAAGGCUGCAAAUAUCAACCCCAAUGCCUAUGAUCAUAUUCAGGUGAAACUUUUUAGGUCACAAAGAAACCUUUACAUCUCAGGAUUCUCCCUGUUUCUCUGGCUUGUACUGAGACGUACUGUCACCCUUAUUACUCAGUUGGCCAAAGAGAUGGGAAUUCAGGUAGCUAUGGAAAUUCAAGUAGCAAAUACUAAUGAAGCUGCCAGAAAAUACAUGGAGGAGAAUGAAAAGUUGCAACAGGCUUUGAAUGAAAAAGGGAAGUGUGAAAAUGAACAGGCUCUAGAAGAAGACAAUAAAAAACUGAGGAAAGAAACAGAAAAACUGAAAGCGGAAUUAAAGAAAACUUCGAAUG
This is a messenger RNA of Terrapene triunguis (Three-toed box turtle), 500 nucleotides long. RefSeq names its product B cell receptor associated protein 29 (gene BCAP29). Gene Ontology annotation, biological process: endoplasmic reticulum to Golgi vesicle-mediated transport; intracellular protein transport. The record is from RefSeq and is a predicted model, not a curated record. Lineage: Eukaryota; Metazoa; Chordata; Testudines; Emydidae. The annotation marks the transcript as partial. The transcript is spliced from 4 exons. Gene Ontology annotation, cellular component: endoplasmic reticulum membrane; endoplasmic reticulum.